CGGGAAAUGGCGUCCCGAGCAGCUGUAGCAGAUCUAUCUGUCGUUCUGUGACUCACACUCAGCGGAGAAACUGACCGACAGACGCUGUCGCGGGCCGCGGCCACUUCCACAACCACCUCUACACCGUGUCGUCGCGACCCCUGGCAUUCUUACAUGUGACUUUUGGGACAAUGAGGCUGAGAGUGCGUAAAGCAUCUCAGCAGCGGAGCGCCACCCCGUCCGCCCGGACCGUCAAGACCAAAAGGAAGCACUCCGAGGUGGAGCACAGUUUGUCCACUGAAGACGCCAAGAUGCAGAAGCGAGACACGGGCAUUUUCUCCACCAUCAAACGCUUCAUCAGAGGCAACGCCGUCAAGGUGGAGCAGUGCACUCCUGCGAAGAGAAGCCGUGUUGACUGUGAUUCAGACAGUAAUCUGAUCACAUCCACUCCGACCGGUGGAAACCUGCCCAGCAGAGCAAACCCCAAAACCCGCAGGAAAGGCCCUGUCAAUGGAGAUACCAUGACAGGUCAGAAUAAACCAGUAAAGCCCAAUGGGAAGCUGGAGGUGCAGGCGGAGACUCCGAGCAGUCCGCCUCGCACCACUCUCCUGGGCACCAUCUUCUCUCCUGUUUUUAGCUUCUUCUCGCCCGCCAACAAAAACGCUACGGCAGGCUCCGAUUCCCCAGGCCAGGCGGUGGAAGCUGAGGAGAUCGUGAAGCAGCUUGACAUGGAGCAGCUUGAAGAAACCCCGACCAGCACUACCACAGACGGCCGAGACCUGACCUUUGACCCUGCACUAAACCCCAGACCGCUGCCUCACAUAGACACAACAGUAGAGGAAGGAGAGAUCGUCACAGAGGCGGAUAUGCCACCUCUGACUGCUGUAGGAUCCAACAGCAAUUACCCAGAUGUCCCUCCAUCACCUCCUGCAGAGGGGACUUAUGAAGAGGACUGGGAAGUUUUUGAUCCUUAUUUCUUUAUCAAACACGUGCCACCGCUGACUGAAGAGCAGCUCACCCGUAAACCUGCGCUGCCUCUGAAAACCAGGAGCACGCCCGAGUUCUCCCUUGUUCUCGAUCUAGAUGAGACUUUGGUUCACUGCAGCCUCAAUGAACUGGAGGACGCAGCCUUGACCUUCCCUGUUCUUUUUCAAGAUGUCAUUUACCAGGUUUACGUCCGGUUACGGCCAUUCUUUAGAGAAUUCCUGGAACGCAUGUCUCAGAUCUAUGAGAUUAUUCUGUUUACUGCUUCCAAGAAGGUGUAUGCUGACAAACUGCUGAACAUCCUGGACCCUAAAAAACAGUUGGUUAGGCACAGAUUGUUUCGUGAGCACUGCGUGUGUGUUCAAGGGAACUACAUUAAGGACCUGAACAUCCUCGGUCGAGAUCUUUCCAAGACUGUCAUCAUCGAUAACUCCCCGCAGGCUUUUGCCUACCAGCUUUCCAAUGGGAUCCCCAUUGAGAGUUGGUUCGUGGACAAGAAUGACAAUGAGCUCCUAAAGCUGGUGCCGUUUUUGGAGAAGCUGGUGGAACUGAACGAGGAUGUUCGUCCAUACAUCAGAGAGCGAUUUCGCCUGCAUGACCUUUUACCCCCGGACUGAAGGUGGAAGCAAAACGAACACUUCUUGCCAACCUGACUGUUUUCAAGCAGUGGGGAAAUUCACACCAAGGGGAGGGGAAAGGAGAACUUGCCACAAACUCUUUGCCAUACGGAUUUAAACUGCAGACUUGCCCACAUAGGGCGUCUUUUAUUCGGGACGGGAGGGGAGGGGAGGGGGGGUGUGUAGACAGAUGUUUUAAAACAAAUGACUCGAUGUAUGCAUACGUUUUCUAUACACAAAAACACACACACACACACACACACGUUUAUGGAUCCGACAGCGAGGAUCAUUUUUUGAUUGGUCGCCAGUCUCGGAGUGAAGUUUAUGCCUGAUGGGGACUUUAAUCGUAAAGCGCUUUUGUGCAGAAGUGGACUUUCGUCACUCCUUUUGGUGCUCAAAGGGACCCUCUGCCCUUCCAGGCCACUUCAGCAAGAAUAGAAAUCUAUAAAACACGGAUAUAUACAUUCAACUACGUGUGUAUAUGUGUAUAUAUAACAUUUGUACAUAUAUAUUUUUUCCUGUCAAGUUUGUAAAACACAACUUGCCCUUUGGUUUUAAUCCAUUAUGCAUUCCUCCUUCGUUUUCGUUUCAUAGAUGAGCUGGCUUUUUAUUCAUUAUCACUUUUUUUACUCUAGAUUUUUCUGUAUAUUUAAUGGCCUAUCCGUUUCGCUUUCGCUCUCUUAUUCGCAAUGACGUGUAAUCGAAUAUCCGGUCAUCAUAUUUGUAAAUCCCGACUCUUUGAUUCUCCAUCUAUAGUUGUGGCUUUCAGUUACUGACCGCUUCCUAUCAUUUAUCCAUGUCAGUCCUUAAAACUUGGGGAGUUUUAACUACUUCUUUUUUUUUAUAUACACGUAUAGCUGAAAUGUAAAAUACUGUAUGUGCUUUAAAUUGCUUUUCUGUGAAGAAGAAGAAGAAAAAA
This is a messenger RNA of Danio rerio (zebrafish), 2499 nucleotides long. RefSeq names its product CTD (carboxy-terminal domain, RNA polymerase II, polypeptide A) small phosphatase like 2a (gene ctdspl2a). Gene Ontology annotation, molecular function: phosphoprotein phosphatase activity; phosphatase activity. The record is from RefSeq and is marked provisional. Gene Ontology annotation, biological process: positive regulation of gluconeogenesis. Gene Ontology annotation, cellular component: nucleus. NCBI's taxonomy places the organism in Eukaryota, Metazoa, Chordata, Actinopteri, Cypriniformes, Danionidae.